UUAACCGACUGAUUUAAGCUUUCGGAAGUUCCCUUAUCGAAAGUGAAAAUGCGUUUCGUCUUUUUAUUCGUCCUGCUAUCGAUCCUGGCUUUCAGCCUGGUUUCAGCCAAGGAACAAUCAAAAGCCGAUUCGUCGCCUGGAGGGAACCAUGUCGGACACACAGUGAAGCCUCGAUUGCGAGCCAAGCGUAAUCUAUUCGGCAGUCGGCCAACCAUUAGUGGGCAAAUACAACGAUAUGCCUAUGGUUAUCCUUAUAACCACGGUGUACCUACUUACUAUAGGUACCCGUAUUACAGCUUUGGGUUCUAAUCCAGUAGCUAGAGCUUGCUGCAAAUAAACAAUAACUCCGUGGUUUUCUUUGAUUUCAAUGAUCAUCACAGCUUUGAAA
Drosophila erecta is the source of this 388-nucleotide messenger RNA. RefSeq lists its product as uncharacterized. The transcript has a single exon. NCBI's taxonomy places the organism in Eukaryota, Metazoa, Arthropoda, Insecta, Diptera, Drosophilidae. Bases 49 to 309 code for a protein of 86 amino acids. The record is from RefSeq and is a predicted model, not a curated record.